AUGGAGAGCAAGAGAUCGCCGUGCGCGCCGGCCGUGGCGGUGCUCCUCCUCCUGCUGCUGCUCGUCCUCAUGCCGGACGAGGUGGCGGCCCAGGUGUUCUGCCGGUCCCAGUUCAACCUGGCCAACGAGGCCUGCAGCCUGCGGACCUACCCCGGCGCCAACCCGGCGGUGCCGCCGCGGCGGCCACUGCUGCUCAACGCGUCGUCCUCCGCCAGCGGCUACGAGCUGCAGGCGGCCGGCGACGAGCACAGCGCCAGCGGCGGCCAUGGCGGCGACCACGGCGGCAGCAGCCACGGUGGCGGCGACCACGGAGCCGGCCACGGCAGCCAGCACGGGGGCAGACAUGUCGGCCGCCGCCACGGGCACCAGCACCGCGUAGGGGGCGCGGACCCGUACGACACGGCGUGCUGCCGGCGACUCAUGGGCAUCGACAACGCCUGCAUCUGCCAGGCCAUGUCCUUCCUCCCGCAGUUCAUGAGCAGGGUCAAGCACUCCAUCAAGCUCACCCCGGUCCCAGGCUGCGACAUCUCCUUCGAGUGCGCCGGCGUCUACUGA
Molecule: messenger RNA, 555 nt
Organism: Triticum turgidum subsp. durum (durum wheat)
Lineage: Eukaryota; Viridiplantae; Streptophyta; Magnoliopsida; Poales; Poaceae
Source: the annotation of a GenBank genome assembly